AUGCCCUCUAUCGGCUUUGAAGGACACUGCAGCUUCUAUAAACAGCCUACAGAUGGAGACAGUGGAAGAAUUGAUAUAAUAGCGAGAAGCAGCGAAGUCGAAAACAAGCCGACUGAUAUAUCAGCUACAGUGCCAAAAACAGAUGAGGAUGUUGUAACAUUAGAUGACCCAAAAAUAGAGGAACUAGUUGUACUAGGAGUUCCAAAAACUGAAGUAGUAGUUGUGGUACUUGGAGUUCCAAAAACUGAAGUAGUAGAAGUGGUACUAGGAUUUCCAAAAACUGAAGCAGUAGAAGUUGUACUAGGAGUUCCAAAAACUGAAGCAGUAGAAGUAGUACUAGGAAUAGGAGUUCCAAAAACUGAAGUUGUAGAAGUAGUACUAGGAGUAGGAGUUCCAAAAACUGAAGUUGUAGAAGUAGUACUAGGAGUAGGAGUUCCAAAAACUGAAGUAGUAGAAGUAGUAAUAGGAGUAGGAGUUCCAAAAACUGAAGUAGUACUAGGAGUCCCAAAAACUGAAGAAGUAGAAGUGGCACUAGGAGUUCCAAAAAGUGAUGAUGUAGUUGUAGUAUUUGAAGAUCCAAAAACGGAAGGAGUUGUUGAACUGCUUGUUGUACCAAAGACUGAUGAAGUAGUUGUGGUGCUUGCUGCUCCAAAAACUGAUGAUGUAGUAGUGGUGGCUCCAAAAAGAGAUGUUGAUGUAGUGCCUGUAGUAGCGAAAAGGGAAGAACUGGUUGUAGUCCCAGCUCCUCCAAAAACUGAUGACGCAGUAGUAGUUGUAGAUGCUCCUCCAAACACUGAUGAAGAAGUUGUAAUAGUUGGUUCUCCAAAAACUGAAGAUGCAGUUGUUGUAUUUGAUCUUCCAAAAACUGAUGAUACAGUUGUGGUCGUUGCUCCAAAAACAGAACUAUUACCAAAAAAUGAAGAUGAAGUUGUAGCUGUUCCAAAAAUUGAUGCAGUUGUUUUAGGCAUACUUCCAAAUACGGAGGGUGUAAUUUUUUCUUCCCCAAAUGUAGUUGUUGUAGUAGCAGGAGUUGUUGAGAAAGCUGAAGCUGAAGUUGCAGUUGUUGUAUUAUUAGUACUACUCCCAAAUAAGGAAGAUGUAGAAGUUGUAGUGGGGAAAACAGAGGAGGCAGAAGUAGAAAAGCCAAAUACUGAUUUAGCUGGAGUUGGCACUGUGGUUGUAGAAGUACCAAAUAUAGAUGCUGGACUUGAAGUAGCAGGUAGAUUUGCAAAACUUGAUGUAGUGGAUGAUGAAGUGGACUCAGUGGUAGUAACAACAGCUGAUUCUGAUGUAGUAGUGGCAGAAGAAACAGAUGAAUUAGUAGAUGUUGUGCUAGUAGAUCCAAAGAUAGAAGAAGUAGUGGCAGCAGCCACAGCAGGUCCAAAAAUAUUAGUAUUAGUUGUUGCAGACGUAGAAUUGAAAACCCUUGAAGUUGGAGCCGAUGAAGCGAAUAUUGGAGUGCCACCUAAAGUUGAUUGA
This is a messenger RNA of Nezara viridula (southern green stink bug), 1479 nucleotides long. The record is from the annotation of a GenBank genome assembly. Lineage: Eukaryota; Metazoa; Arthropoda; Insecta; Hemiptera; Pentatomidae.